Molecule: messenger RNA, 1953 nt
Organism: Lolium rigidum
Lineage: Eukaryota; Viridiplantae; Streptophyta; Magnoliopsida; Poales; Poaceae
Product: pentatricopeptide repeat-containing protein At4g11690-like
Exons: 2
Coding region: 1-1233 (410 amino acids)
Molecular function (GO): protein binding
Source: RefSeq, a predicted model, not a curated record
AUGGCGUCGACCACGGCCGCAGCCGUGCGCCGGCUCUGCGCCGCCGGCGAGGUGCGGUCAGCCCUAGCGCUGCUCGCCCGUGGCGCGAAGUCGGGCGACGCGGCGCUGGACGUGGCCGCGUGCACGGCCCUCGUCCACGGCUGCUGCAGGAGCGGCGACUCGGCGGAAGCGCGUAGGGUGUUCGACGCAAUGCCGCGCUUGGGCCUGGCUCCCAACGAGGUCACCUUCACGGCUCUGAUCCACGGCUACUUCAUCUGCGGACGCAGAGAGGAGGGUUUCGCCUUGUUCCAGGAGAUGUUGAGUCGUGGAGUCGAGCCCAAUCUCUACACCUACAACAUCCUGAUCGGGGAGUGGUGCAGGACAGGGGAGUUCGAGCGCGCCCGCCGACUGUUCGACGAAAUGCCCGUAAAGGGCGUCGCCCGCAAUGUUGUCAGCUACAACACCCUCAUUGCGGGGCUGUGCAGACACGGCAAGCUGAAGGAUGCCGCCCAGCUGCUGGAAAUCAUGCGAGCGGAGGGUAUCCGCCCGACCGUCGUGACGUUCAACAUUCUCGCCGACGGGUAUGGCAAAGUUGGGAAGAUGUCCAACGCUCUGCAUUUCUCCAACCAAAUGAGGGCGGCCGGAUACCAACCCACCGCCGUGACGUACAACGCGCUUAUUGCGGGGUUCUGUCGUGCCAGAGACAUAGCCCGCGCAAACAGGGCGCUGUCCGACAUGAAGGAGCGAGGGUUGGCGCCCACAAAAGUGACCUACACCAUACUGAUUGAUGCGCUUGCCCGAGACAAUCACAUGGACAAAGCUCUUGAGAUGUUUGCGCAGAUGGAUAAGACUGGUUUAGAGGUGGAUGUGCACACGUACGGUGUUUUGGUGCAUGCUCUCUGCGCGGAGGGCAAGAUGAAGGAUGCCAGAAAGCUAUUCCAGUCGAUGGCGGAGAAAGGUGUUAAGGCGAACAAUGUGAUAUAUGACAUGUUGAUUUAUGGCUAUGGACGGGAAGGGAGCUCUUACAAGGCUAUGAAAUUAAUCACGGAGAUGAGAAAGAAUGGAUUGGUUCCAAACUCUGCUAGCUAUGGACUGACGAUCCGUAGUCUUUGCAAUGACGGCAAAUGUUCGGAAGCUCAAAAUCUGAUUGAUGACAUGCUGCGUGCUGGUCUACAAACAGGUGAAUCGGUGUGCCAAGCGCUAUUGGAUGCCAAGGCAAGACAGAGAAGCUCGAGUGAUGACUCUUUUCCUUAGGCGGGCAGGCAUACCACUUGUUCUCAAGUCAUAUGUUGUCAUAAUAUAUCUUUUGAGAAAGAGGAAGAUGAAGCUCACCUUCGAAUGGAAUCUGAUAUGCUUUACAAACUGCAGCAAUGCUCAGUGGUUUGCUGGACAUUGUCAGAACUCCAUUAUGGGCGUAACUGCGUAAGCAAAUCCCCAGCCACAAAAUGAAGAUCCAUGUGUUCAGCACCCGCUUCGUGAUAAAGGUAAUACGUUCAUCCUCUGAGUUGAAGUGGUAGCCGGUGCCUCACAUACUUAAUUUAGUCAAAUGUUAGUGCAGGUAUGUAUCUGGUGGAUAUGUAUGGUUCUCUGAAACAUUUUUUCUUUUAACAAGCAGGAGUUUGCAGUCAAUGCUUGAAAAAAAACAGGAAAGUGCUUCGGGAAAAGAAAAAAAAAUCCCAGCCACCACUUGCUCUCCAGCUAUCUAAUUAUUACAUGUGCCCUCUUGCCUGGCAUUUUGCUUCAGGAACUUCAGUUCAUCAAAUGGCACCCCUUCCUCAUUCAUAUGAUCACUUGAACGGAGGGUAUUAACAUAGGUUCCAGGGAUGCUAAUGGCUGCAAGCACAACUGCUUGCCCAAGAUUUUCAGCAUAUACCUGUGUUCUUGUCAAUGUAUAGUUGAACCUGCUAUGAUUGUGUUCCAGUAUGUUCACAUAACUAAGCUUUUGAAUGUAGUGAAAUCUGCCAUGGUACUGUA